This is a messenger RNA of Chanos chanos (milkfish), 985 nucleotides long. RefSeq names its product RNA binding motif protein 18 (gene rbm18). The coding region runs from base 99 to 668 and encodes 189 amino acids. NCBI's taxonomy places the organism in Eukaryota, Metazoa, Chordata, Actinopteri, Gonorynchiformes, Chanidae. Gene Ontology annotation, molecular function: RNA binding. The record is from RefSeq and is a predicted model, not a curated record. The transcript is spliced from 6 exons.
AGGAUUUUGUGUUUUACGACAAAAUACUACAUUCAUUCCGGUUGUGUCUUUGUACGACAGCUUACAAUUAAAGGACGAUUGUGCCGAAGGUGGCCUAAAUGACGUCAGCUGCAGAGACAGUGGAGAAUGCCUCCAUCCUGUCGGGCGCUUCAACACAGGAGGGCCAUCGCCUGUGGAUCGGCAACAUCGACCCUAAAAUCACAGAGUAUCAUCUGGUGAAGCUCCUGGAGAAGUUUGGCAAAGUGAAGCAGUUUGACUUUCUCUUCCACAAAUCGGGUCCACUGGAGGGCCAGCCCCGAGGUUACUGUUUCGUCAAUUUCCACACGAAAGAGGAGGCUGAGCGUGCCAUCCAGUGUCUGAAUGGGAAGCUGGCGCUGUCUAAGAAGUUAGUGGUGCGUUGGGCUCAUGCACAGGUAAAGAGGUUUGAGCCCUACAGAGGGGACAAGAACCUACCUGCCAGCUUAGAGCCCUCAUGCAGUGCAACUGAGGAGGUGCCAACCAACCUGAGCGUGAACGCGAAGAUCCGGGCCAUCGAAGCGAAGCUGCAGAUGAUGGAGGAAAACCCAGAUGAGGAGUACUCCGGACCCUCGGCAUACCUUUACAACAAGCCCCCCGAGAAGAAGCGAACCCAGCCUUACAACAAGCACUUCCGCAAGUUCAGGAGAUGACCUCCCGUGUAGCGCCCCCUUCUGACACUGUCAUACUGUCCAUGCACAGUCACAUAACACGAUGGACAUCUAUACGAUGUGUUCAGGGCUGAAAUACAAAGUGCUUGUUUCCUCUGUGCAAUUACACAGUAGUGUUUGAUGAUGUAGCAGGAACGUUUGGGCCUCCGGCUCCCAUUACACUCUGCAUUAGGACGAGUUCACACUGUGUGUGGGCAGAGCUAAUGGAAUUAACCCUGCUCCAGUCAGAGGGAUCUUUAUGUGUACCUGUUUUAAGCAGUGUCUUAACAGAAACUUUGUGGUGUUCUUUUUUUUUUUUA